This is a messenger RNA of Mastomys coucha (southern multimammate mouse), 4527 nucleotides long. RefSeq names its product Src like adaptor (gene Sla). Lineage: Eukaryota; Metazoa; Chordata; Mammalia; Rodentia; Muridae. The record is from RefSeq and is a predicted model, not a curated record. Gene Ontology annotation, molecular function: protein binding. The coding region runs from base 2309 to 2830 and encodes 173 amino acids. The transcript has 7 exons.
CUGGGCCAGAGGGUCUUUAUGCUUGAGCAAGUCUAAUGAAAACAUCAAUCUCCAAAGGCUUGCCCAUUUGUUUUUACUUUUAAAACGCUAAUUGACAUAAAGUCAAUUUUUUUCUUUUUCCACUGUGUGGGCAGGAGGUUGCAUCUAAAAAUGAGGUUCAGGGGUCUCCCCUCUGACUGCUGGUUUAGAAGAAUUCCCCAGGCCUGUACCAGGGUAUACUCCAGAUAGUCACACAAUUGCCCCACCUUGAAAAGCUUCCUCUGCUGUCCGGCCUGACUCAAUUUCUUCUCUCUUCACAUACCUAUUUGAGUGAGGGAGAAGGUGGCAGCUUACUGCUAUUCUACUUGACUCCCAUCAGGCAUUGCUUGAAUUGCUGAGGCUGCAGGACAGCCUGCAGCUAUGGCUUCCUAUGAUGGCCUGGGUGACAAAAAGCUCAGAACAGGAGGUUGUGCUCUAGGAAUCUCAAGACAAAAGAAUUCUCUUGGCCUUUAGGAGCUCCUUCAGCAUGCCCGGACAGUGAAUGCCUGGGCAUUUAGGUUCUUCACCAGCAUGAUUCCUAGGAACUGAUGUCAUAAAGAGAUAGUCAAUUUGUUGGGAAUAGUGUACAUUUCAGAGGAAAAAGACCCCCAAGUGGUGUCCUUUAGAAGCUAUGUAACUUUGGGGAAGUACCCCAGUCUUCUAUGGCUUUUCUAAGGGACUUAACCUUGACCUUUUGCCACCAGAGUAGAGCAAAGAGCAGUGACCUGGUUGUAGGGUGGGAACGCUUGAAGAUCCACUUGAGGUCGGCUACCUUAGUAGAUUGUAACUACAUGGCCACUCCUUAAGUGUGAGCUUCCCUCAAGUGUGAACAUCCCUUAAGUGUGAAUGCAGUGGAACUGGCAAUCCCAGGAACUUUCUCAUAGAAUUGCAAGUAGUAAAUUUCCCAGUCCACACAAACUUCAGACACUUCCUCAGGGAGGGCCACAUGCAUACAGCAUAGAAUUAAUUAAAACUGGGGGCCUCCCAGGAUGUUGGGGAAACACAUACUUCCACCCAAUAAAGACAACCUGACUACUCUGCUGUAAUAGUCCCCUCCCCCACUCCUGCCGAUUGGUUUCUUCCCUCUGCAUUACUGUGACCUACAGUGACACCUCAUGCCAGAGUUGACCAUGCAGAUCAGCUGUGCUCAGAACCCAUCCCACUGUGCCAGGGUAGAAAUCAUACCCACUUGACAUGCACUUAUAUGGCUGAUAUCCAUGGAAAAACAGAGCUAAGCAAGGUAAGGAGAGGAAGGAAACAGGUAAAUCUGAAGACCCAGCAGAACUGUGAUGGUAGGUGGAAGGUGGAUAUCAGCAAGUUAUAUUUCCAACCAGGCCCUGUGGGGUCUUAAGCCCCUAAAGCUAGCAGAUCCCAGGCCAGUGCUAGUUCUGCCUUCACAUCUAACACAAUCACGAGUUGAUCAGCCAGGUCAUCAUGGUGUUUCCUCAGUUCUUAUUUUUAUGAUAGUAAUAAUUGUAGUGUGGCUUGGUGCCUGAGGUGUGCCACACACAGUUCUAAGAGCUUUAUGCAUAUGAUGUGAGCCAUCGGAUAUGCAUAUGCAUCUCACAUAAGAAUAGCAUCUCAUGUGAAUUUUUAUAAUAGCCAACCACAUUAUCACUAUCACACUCUUCAAUUUGCAAUGGAGGAAACUGAGGCCAGGAUGCUCAAGUGAAUCUCCUAACUCCCUCCAGUUCCUCAGGGAUGUGUGAGGAUGAACAAGUGGAUUAACUGGGUGUAGUGUUCAGUGUCCUCCUUCCUCUUUUUUAAAAAACUCUAUCAUAUUCCAGGGUAGAGUGUGCUCCAAGAGAGGAUGUGCCUGGAGUGAGGAAUUAUGCCCAGUUAACAGAUUCAAUGAUGCUAAAACUCUUGGGCCAUUGCAAGAUCUCAUAAAUGAAGAAGCACCAGUCAGAUCUUGGCUUUGGGCCUCAUUUCUACAUUAUUAACCUAUUCCUGGAGAAUGGGGAGGCUUUAAGUGGAAGGAGAUUUGACUUCUGAGUCACUUUACCCUUAAUGGAUAUAAAAUACAAGACUUGAAAGUGACUUCCUGGCUGUGCUGAAUGACUACCCGUCUCCUGACAUCAGCCCCCCGAUAUUCCGAAGAGGAGAGAAACUGCGUGUGAUUUCUGAUGAAGGAGGCUGGUGGAAAGCCAUUUCUCUCAGCACUGGCCGGGAAAGUUAUAUUCCAGGGAUAUGUGUGGCCAGAGUAUACCAUGGCUGGCUGUUUGAGGGACUGGGCAGGGACAAGGCUGAGGAACUGCUGCAGCUGCCAGACACAAAGAUUGGUAGCUUCAUGAUUCGAGAAAGUGAAACAAAGAAAGGUUUCUACUCACUGUCAGUAAGACACAGGCAGGUGAAGCAUUACCGCAUCUUCCGCCUGCCCAACAACUGGUACUACAUCUCACCAAGGCUCACCUUCCAGUGCCUGGAGGACCUGGUGAAUCAUUAUUCUGAAGUGGCUGAUGGACUAUGCUGUGUGCUCACUACACCCUGCCUGGCACAGAACACACCUGCUCCAACAUCUCACCCAUCACCUUGCACCAGCCCUGGUUCACCUGUCACCUUACGCCAGAAGACCUUUGACUGGAAGAGGGCAUCCAGAUUGCAAGAAGGUCCAGAGGGAGCGGAGAACCCACUCAGAGUGGAUGAAUCCCUUUUCAGCUAUGGUCUUCGGGAAAGCAUCGCUUCCUACCUGUCUCUGACAGGGGAUGACAGCAACUCCUUCGACCGGAAGAAGAAGAGUCUUUCCUUAAUGUACACUGGCAGCAGACGCAAGAGUUCCUUCUUUUCAGCCCCCCAGUACUUUGAAGAUUAAUACCCUGGCUGACACACAAAAAACAAAGGCUUUGACUGCCACCUGGGCUCUUAUGAAGGCCAGAGUUCCUUCUUGGUUCCCUCAGGUAUUCCAGGAAUCAAAGGAAAUCACACAAAGACUGCCUUUUCAUACUGAUCAGAGGAACUCCUCCCUGUGGUCUGAUCAGUAUUGUGGAGCCACAUCAUGUUUGAAUCAUGAUGAAAUGGGGCAGUACAUCAAAGAACUGUGUGUGUAUGAGUGUGUUUAAUUAGAAUAGAACACUCUUGCAAGAAUGUUUGGAGACUGACUCCAGCUCACAGUCCAAGAUGACCCUUCUCUGAGACCCUGUGGAGAGCAUCCAUCUAAGAAAGAUGGGGAAGAUGGCCUUUGUAGAUCUCCAGAAUGAUUUCUACCUGGAGCAAAACUACCUUUAUAGGUCCAGUGGGACCUUUGGGCUAUGUAUCUUCUAUUUCUAAAGGACCAGUGACACUAAAAAAUAUUCAGAAGGGAUAACAGCUUUGAGCUGAGUGGAAUCUUUAACAUUCAGGGGUACCAAAGUCACAUGGGCAGAAGUAGAUGGCCAUGCUAAGUCACAGGAGAGUAUAGGGUAGUGAGCGGCCAUACAGGAGAGGGAGGAGGCAGCUCUACUGCAAAAACUUCUCAAAUAGACAGUCUUGAUUCAUCCAGCUGCCAAGGUUCUGUGUUCUAAAACCCCCAUUCCUCAUGCCUAUUGGAAAAAGCCUGGGUGAAAUACUAUGCUGAGGUCAAAUGGGAAUAAGUGAAGUAUGAAUGGAAUUCCUUAAUGCUGGGAUUCCAGCUGGAGCACAGAGAUAAGAAGAAGAACAUGAUGUAACCCUGAAUGUGAAACAGGAGGAACCAUCACAGUUACAAUGGGCUGAAGACAAAUGAGGGUUACCCAGGUGCUCUUAUUCCCAUGGAUCUACAAGGAAUACAAGGCUUGUUGGACCAAGUAGAUUAGAAAUCUUGUUUGUUUGUUUGUUUGUUGCUGUUUUGUUUUAUUUUUUAAGGAAGCUGCUUGGCUUUAGAGAAUUAAUUUAUCCUGAAUAUUUUCCUGUAAGAAGGUCUGUCAUCUGCAUGAAUAGGAAUGCCUCUUUCUGGGAAAGGGGGACUGGAGAAGAUGAAUGCUGCCAUAUAUGAUUGUGAGAGGUGAGAGAAAACCUGCAGGGCACUCAGGAAAGAGAACCUCCAUCCUGUCUCACACCUAUAUCUUGCUGGAAUAGGAGACAGGAUAGACAUGGGUUAUUCGUCCCUGUUUAUCACAAGGAUUCUUGGUAAGAGAAAUACUGGAGGGAUUUAUCAUCCAUCAUAUACAUUUUAUAGACCUGGGAUCAACCUGCAGAUGGCACAAGCAUAUGCCUUGACAUGGUGCCACAUACUGUCAGAUCAGGUGGUUUUACACCUAGAGGCAUGGGUGUUCUCCGAGGUCUUUCCCAAAGGCUAUUUCAAAGAUACUGGUCAGUGUGUGAAAAACAAAUGCCACACAAGGUCAGUGACUUCUGCUAGGAGGCCAUGAUCUUUGGCUCCCAAUGUGUCUCUGUUCACUUUCUUCUGUGCUGUCUUCUGUUUUAGUCAAUGUGAUUGGAACUUUCAAUAGUACUUGGGGGGUACUUCUAGGUGGGAAGCAUUAAACCUUGCCAAAUCAUGUAUUUAUUGCUGAUUAAAGUAAAACUAAUACUUAUUUAACCUUGGAUAAGUGA